Puccinia graminis f. sp. tritici CRL 75-36-700-3 is the source of this 555-nucleotide messenger RNA. RefSeq lists its product as uncharacterized. Bases 1 to 555 code for a protein of 184 amino acids. The record is from RefSeq and is a predicted model, not a curated record. The transcript is spliced from 3 exons. NCBI's taxonomy places the organism in Eukaryota, Fungi, Basidiomycota, Pucciniomycetes, Pucciniales, Pucciniaceae.
AUGUUGUAUUGCCUCUUGACGUUUAGAUUGGAUCAGUUACGCAAGGACAGCCACUGGGCAAGCAAAGAAUCCUUGCUAGCCGGUCUUGGUCAUGCCAAUGGAUCGACCUCAAAAGCGGAAGGUCUGCUUGUCAGAACAACGACAGCUUACCAAAAUCCACCUCAGAAUCAGCAAUGGAAGGUGGGACAUAUGCUUAUGAUAAGUAUCCUCGUAGCAGCAGAGUCGAAGCCUGUUGCCGAGUUGGGUCCAGCUUUGUGGGACCACAUCACUUCCUCCCAAAAAUCCUAUAACUUUCACUUGGAACAGAUCCAAUUGAUGAUGAAAGCAGUCCAUUGCAUGCGAGCAAGACUUUUCAAAUAUACGUCCGCAGACACAUCUAGUCUGGCCAAUUUUUUGAUAGGAGGAUUCCGAGGGCUCCUCCUCGGCCCAAAAAAGGUCAUAUGCACACCAGUUGCGGCAGCUAUUCAGAUGCAGUUAUUAGCAUGGGCCGAACCAAACAAGACUUUGAUGGCUUCUGGCCUCAUACAUCUUGGUACCUAUUGGAUCUCCUGCUGA